CAAACAUCCACAUCUUCACGCCGUUACCGACGAAUUUCCAGCGGGCCACAGACUUGAACUGAACUAAGUCGUUCUGACUUUCUAUUCCUUUGUUCUUCGUGGUAGUUCCUUUCUCCUUCUUUUUGAAUUCGGAUCUUUUGCGUUGCGUUGCAAUCUGAGAGCAAAUCGGCGAAAAAAAAACCGAAUAGAACGAUUUCGAUCCCUGUUCCCUCAGAGAAAAAAGAGAAAAGAAAAAGGACGGAAUGGAACAGUCAAAUUUCUACACGACAUGGCUGACGUCGCAGCCAGGUCAAUCGACAAAUUCAUCUACUUUCGACGAUUGGCCUAAAGAGCGUCCAACGACGACUACCCACGCGUCUGCAACGCCCUCAACAACAUUGGGAGAGAUAAAUGACAUUUUCACCGAACUCGGAGCCCCACCUUCGGCUCCCACCAACUCUCCCUCGACAUCUUUCUUCGCACCUCAUAACUACUAUGUUCAAGCUCCAUACAAUUCAAUACCGUACGGCUCUUCAUGGCAACCCUCGUCUUCUUCAUCGACCACUGUACCUGUAUCUUCCUACUCUUCCUUGAAUGGCGCCACGAGUUCGGCAGCGCAUUCAAUGCAGCGGCCUUUGCAGUCGCCAACACAGAUGGUAAUAGAUCCUGCUUUGACCUCUGUGGGUGGCCCCUCUCAGUCAGCUUCGCAACCACCAAGGGCGUAUUCCCAGCCACUUUCGUUGACUUCUUCGCCACAUACUUCGCUUUCCGCGCAACCACCGCAGCAAAACCAGGCCCAACAACCAUUCUCAUUCUCAUCUUUGUCCACUAUAUAUCAUCCAAGCCACAACGUUCCUCCGGCUCUCCUUAAUCAGUACCACUCCUUACAGCAGCAACAAUCGCCGCCUCAGCUUCAUCUACAGCAACCGCAACAGGUUCAACAAUCUCAGGGCACUCUUUCUCCCCAAUCAUUGCAUUCUCCCUCGGCCUUUACAGUUGUUGCACCGAAUUCGUUUUAUGCACAACCGUCGCAUCAGCAAAAUGGACUCCCUUCGAUACCCAAUGCCGCGUCAUCUACGACUGUUUCGUCUCUACAACCAGCUCAUCCUCUACCAACCACUGCCGAACAACGUGCUCAGUUAUAUGCCGUAAUCAAACCAAUGCUUCAAGCAGCCAGUUUCACCGGGGCGGGAGCUGUGCAGACAUUAGCACAACGAAUCGACGAUUUUGGUACUACUGAAAUCGACGCUCAGCUUCGGAUGGAGGUGCUGACUAAAAUCAGAGAUGGGGCUGGCAACCACUAUUUUCGUGCGUGGGGCGAAAACGCCACGGCGUUAGAAAUCACUAGAGAAUGGUUGAAGCAGGCCUAUGCAGCCAAGCAAGAUAAUCCGUUGUCAGAGACGACCAUGCCUUUAUUGCAUAUCAUUGAUCGUUUACCGCUGACGGUCGACUCCCUCAAAACUUCGAAGCUUGGCAAACUCGUGGUCAAACUUGUAAAGGAACCUCCUACUCCUGCGAUCAAGGAUAUGGCAUCGAACAUCGAACGACGAUGGCGCCAGCUCGUUGACGGGGCAUCGUCCAAAGCAACAGAGGAUAUCAAACCAAAAAAACGAAAACUAGAGGCCCCGAUCAAAGCUCCGCCACUAUCCAAGAAACCCGCUGUGGGUUCUGCGACGUCCACGAAGCCCAUAGCAGUCAAGAAAGAGGCCUCCUCGCUAUUAACCAAAACACCGCCUACAAAAGAUGCCAAAUCUGAUUCGUCGUUUUUCUCUGCUCCCAAAGCGAAACCAAAGCUGCCGAGUUUCAAGAAGGCGCCACUGCCCCUGCCCGGUAACUCAGGAACGGGAAAGAAGGGGGUCAAUAACAACGUAGCGCAACCGUCGUCGAUUGACCCCUUCCAAGAGGUUCUCAAGUCAAUGUCGAAAGGGCGCAAAGGGUCCCCUGUAAUUGGCGCACCUUCUUCUGCUACUCCACCUCCGGGUUCGUCGAACACACCCCCCAGUGUAGCGGGAACACCGAACAUUGCCGGAAACUCUGGGUUGACUAAGCUUGGAAGGAAAAAGAAAUCUGUGACGUGGGCUCCGGAUCAUAGCCUCGAGGCGAUCAAGUUUAUUGAGCCGGCUGUUUAUGACGAUGAGCCUGUCGACGGUAUGCAUUUGAACCUGCGCGAUCUGGAUCGCGGUGAAGGUGCUGCUUUACAUGCACAUUUGUUCGAGGAAACUGUAGAUUGGUAUGAGCCUCUUCCAAUCGAGAUACCAAUCGACAUCGAUUAUCCAGCACGAGGCGAGCAAAGCGAGGAGAAGACGGUGCAGGAUCAACGAGAGCAGACUGCUUUAAGUGCGCUCUACAUGACUGAAGCCCAAAUUCCUGAUACGCCAUCCGAAGCAACCAAUACACUACCGGAGGACGAAAUUGACAAGGAUGUGAUAACGAUGAUAUCUGGACCGGAAGCUGACUCUGUCUUUUGGAGUAGCGAGGCCUCAGCCGCUCCUCCAGCACUUUUUGGCGGCGCCGUAGCAGAUAUUUUGUCUCAGCUCUCCACUGGAAAUUUCUCGCUAAUGAAUGGUGCGAAUAGCAGCGGAGGCGCCGGCGAGAUUAACGGCGGUAUGCCGAUGGGUCACAGUCACGAUAUGAUGAACUUGAGUAAUGUAGACCCCUUGUCUGUGCAGUCUCUUCCUCCAGAGCAGCUACAAGUUUUGCUUCAACAAUUAAAUCCUGCGUUUGGAAAUGAUCAGUCGUGGCAGAAUCCUGCCUCUGCCAAUCAUUACUCGCAAUACGGCUACAGUGAUGAUAACAGCAACGAGCCUUCUCCACGAUGGGUAGAAGGUCGGGGAAGGGGAAGAGGCAGAGGCAGAGGCAGGGGAGGUAGAGGAGAAGAUGGCUUUAGAAAUAGUAAAAGAAAACCAUGCAGUUUCUUUCAAUCCGGAAGAUGCAAGUACGGCGAUCAGUGUGACUUUGCACAUGAGAUGAUCUCAUAAGGUAACUCAGUCUGGAGAAGAGGCGGCUUUUGAAUUGAGUAGGGACUGUUACAUAUCCGCAUUUGCACGCAUAAAUCAUUUCACUAUUACUCGCAUCAGUACUAUAUUCUAUGUACCUCAUCCAAAUUUCAUGUUCACGACAUGCUUAUCGACACGA
Molecule: messenger RNA, 3114 nt
Organism: Lentinula edodes (shiitake mushroom)
Lineage: Eukaryota; Fungi; Basidiomycota; Agaricomycetes; Agaricales; Omphalotaceae
Exons: 9
Coding region: 243-2957 (904 amino acids)
Molecular function (GO): metal ion binding
Source: RefSeq, a predicted model, not a curated record